AACGUACUACAUUGCUGCAAAAUGGCAACAACAUAUAUUGAAUUAACGCUGCGGGAGUUGUUGCAAAUCGCUUUGGGUAGCCCGAAAAUUUCCAGUGUUCACUUGUCUUUGUUACAAAGUUUCUUUGACAUACUACUAAGGAAGUUAGAUUCACGAACUGAGAGGAUUGAAAUCGACGGAAAGAUGAGCACCUGCUUGCAAGGAAUUCUAAGAGAUAGCCGCAUAUCACCGUUUCGUUUUGAAUGCGUCAAAGUCGAAACAUUCUCCGAGAAUUUUGCAAAAGUGGAACAGCUUAAAGAACAUAUUGGUAUACUGGAAGACAAACUAAUGGCCCACUUCAAGCAAAUACGACAUGACGAAGGUACACAGAGCACACAUUACAGCUUGAGCAAUUUCGAAAAGUUUGCCGAGGCUUGCGAGAGCUUUUGUUUCUGUCCCAAAGCUGAGGACGAGAUUUCGUGCAAAUUAAUAACAAAUCCACAUUUCAUUGUACAUCUCAUUGAUAGCGCCAUAACCCCGCUGCUCAACGAAAUGGAUAGCAGACGUAAAAGACUUAGUGACCUGCAUGCAAAGUUUGUCGAUUUGAAAGAUCGUCUGAAUAAGGAGCUUGAUGAAUUGAAUGAGAAUUACAAUCGCUGCAUAAUCACUGAGAAAUUGCGUGAAGAAUUUGAAAGUGAUAAGAUCACACUUGAGAUGACAAAGACUGAAAUACGUAACAUGUUGUUAGCUAAAUUGGAUAAAACCGAGGUGGCAUUUAUCAAGCGAAAAUUCCACGAACAGCUGAGAAAAAUAGAUAGAGAAUGGAAUAAAAUAAUAGCAUUACUCAAACGAAAAAGUGAAGUGAAAAAAGUUAUUGCCCCAAAUCAAUGCAUCUCAUGCCUGGGACCAAUCCAUUGUGCCGUGGAACCUGCUAAACCGGUACCACUAAAAAAAUGCGCUGAGGAAAAAAACAGUGAAGGACGAAAGGAAAAGAAACGUUACAAAAUCAAAAUAUGUCCAAAGUUAAUUCUUGAUGAACAUCAAAAGCACAAGAAGACAGUCUAA
Molecule: messenger RNA, 1044 nt
Organism: Bactrocera tryoni
Lineage: Eukaryota; Metazoa; Arthropoda; Insecta; Diptera; Tephritidae
Exons: 1
Coding region: 22-1044 (340 amino acids)
Source: RefSeq, a predicted model, not a curated record